AUGAGCAUGCAGGUCUUCCCCACAGCUCCGUCGCCGACGGUGACGCACUUGACGAACCUCCCCGCGUUCAUUCUCAGAUCCCCCAUCGCCUGCGGCAGAGGCUUCUCUCCGGGCGAGGAGACGGAAAAGGGGGGGGGGGGAAAGCAAAUGCGGAAUUUUGGGCGGCAGUGA
Messenger RNA from Spirodela intermedia, 171 nucleotides. The record is from the annotation of a GenBank genome assembly. NCBI's taxonomy places the organism in Eukaryota, Viridiplantae, Streptophyta, Magnoliopsida, Alismatales, Araceae.